Molecule: messenger RNA, 3397 nt
Organism: Eucalyptus grandis
Lineage: Eukaryota; Viridiplantae; Streptophyta; Magnoliopsida; Myrtales; Myrtaceae
Exons: 1
Coding region: 180-1343 (387 amino acids)
Biological process (GO): chloroplast organization; regulation of DNA-templated transcription
Cellular component (GO): chloroplast
Molecular function (GO): double-stranded DNA binding
Source: RefSeq, a predicted model, not a curated record
UCAAAAAUCAAAUGUCCAAGAGUCAAAACCCUAAAUUGCACUCGACCCCAACGGCCUUCCCACGGCGAAGAACCUGCGGAGGCAAUCCUCUCAUCCCGACCCUCCGGCGUCGCCGGCAUCGCUCCGGUCUCGAGACCGAUACGCAGGCUGGCCCAUUUCGGAGUUCAUGAAAUUCUCGCAUGUUCAUCGCCAGUCGGUCCGAUCCCAUGCUCGUCAAGCUCGCUCGCCGAUCCCUGCUUCGAGCUAGGAGUGGGGUCCUCGCGCUCCCCGCCGCCGGAGCUCAACCGCCGCCGCUGCUCCGGCAGUCCUCGACCUCCUCGGAGCCGCGCUCCUUCACGGCGCUGUACCUCGUCAAUGACUGCGGGCUGUCUCCGGAGUCCGCCGUCUCGGCGUCGCGGCGCAUCUGCUUCGAAUCCCCUUCGAGACCCGACUCCGUCCUGGGUUUGCUCAGGAAACGAGGUUUCUCUCGGACCCAGAUCGCGGACGUCGUCGGCAGAUACCCUGGGGUGCUUCUGGCGAGCCCGGAUGCGAUCCUCUUGCCAAAGAUCGAAUUUUUGCGCUCCAGAGGCUUUUCCGAUUCUGAUAUAGCCAUAGUCAUCAGUGCAGUCCCGAGGUUGUUGGCCAGGAGUUUAGACAACCAUUUGAGGCCUACUUUGGACUAUAUUGUCGAACUGGUGCAAUCCGGCGAGGAUGCCAUUGCAGCCAUCAAACGUUGUCCGAGGAUGUUGUAUGACGAUCCGGGAGUUCUACUCAUUCCGAAAAUUGCAACCUUGAGGGAAAAUGGAGUGCCUCCAGCAAACAUUGGGCACUUGGUUCUGUACCAUCGGUCGAUAUUCCUGGCUUCGCCUGAACAGUUAGCCGAGGCUCUGAAUAGGGUUAAGGCGUUGGGUUUUGAGCCUUCGAAAGUGGGUUUCGUCACGGCUUUGCAUGUAAUUAGGGGCAUGAGCAAGCCGUUGUGGCAGAGGAAGAUCGGUGUGUAUGGCAAGUGGUAUUGGUCGGAGGAGGAGGUUGCUUUGGCUUUUAGGAGGCAUCCGGGGUGUAUGGCGGCGUCGGAGAGCAAAAUUACGGAAGUGAUGAACUUCUUUGUCAAUGAGAUGGGGCUUGAUUCUUUGCAUAUUGCGCAGCAUCCCGUGGUGAUCUCACUGAGCUUACGGAAGCGAAUUAUUCCUAGGUGUUCGGUGUUUCGAGUCCUAUUGUCUAAGGGCUUGGUCCAUACCCAUAGCUUGGCUACAUCCUUGAUAGUUCCGGAGAGUAGGUUUAUAAAGGAAUUCGUGACCUGUUACUUGGGAAAAGCUCCCCAGUUGUUGGAUCUUUAUAAGGAGAAGAUGGGUCUUGCAAGCUAGUUCUGAGCUUUAUGCACUUGUUUGGGCUAAUAUAUGAUGGCAAUGAGCAAAGGAGAUCAUACACCUGCUGUAUUGGUCUAUGUUGAUAAUUGGUGAUGCUGAGUUUCGUGUUACUUACCUUCUCUGUUUCAUCCCUGAAGUUCUCCAUGUCUAGCUGUGUUCUAUCAUAGGCUGCUCCGUUUUUUCAUUGGGAAAGUGUGCUCGCUCAUGAAGAAAGCUUUGCUCUUAAUUUACCUCAGUUUAACCUAAACUUAAGACUUUGCUAUUUAUUUCUUUCUAUUACCGAGGUUACCUAGUGCCAUGCUUAUUGAUCUUCAUGAAAGGCCUGUUUUCUUUAUAUUAAUUCUCUGAGUAGACUUUGCUAAUUUGUGCAAUUCCAACUCUUUGGGGGCGAUAGCUUCUCUUAUUUUACCUCAAAAAAAAAAACAUGGAUGUAUAGUAAGUUUGCGGUUGUUCUUAGCUUCAUGAUAGGGUUCCCAUUCGAAUGCUUAUCAAAAUUGCUCUAAUUUGUACUGUCACCGCUUCCGUCAUUUGAUGUAUGGAUCUUGGGCUUAUGACAUGGUCUCAUAUGUGCUGAGUUUCUAUUCUGUAUCACGGCUUGAUUUGGGGUUUGAUGAUGCUGUGUAUUGAUCCUGUUUUAUGCGAGUCUAUUGCUGUGUUAAGAGGCUAACAGAGCAGAAGUCAAUUCUUGAAAUUGCUGCAUCUGCUUCAUCUAUCUUGUCUAAAUUGAUUUUCCGAGCUGUUAAUUGAGUUUUUUGAGAAAGUUAUUAGCUAUUUAUUGUUGCUACUCUAAUGAGAAUGCAAAGUGUCUGGAAGAUUCACUGAGUUGUAAAUGGAUAGAUGACCUGCUUUUCUGCAAGCUUUCCCACUAUUGAUCGCCAGAGUGGCUAACCUCGUUUGAUUCAUGUGAUUAUAUGUCUUUUCAAGCUCAAACUACCGGGGAUCGCAAAGUCUCAACCCAAAAAGAAGUGAUGUUAAUGCAGAAGAUCCAUAUGUUCUUCUGUUUCUUCUUUGUCUUCAGUGGCCCAUCGAACUCCCUCGUGGCAUCCACAACUUUUGACAUGAGAGAGCAUCUUGCAUUUAACAGGGGAGCUUCAACACUUGCAAGCAUUGCACUGAUCGUCAUGUGCUCCAUGCUCACGAUCGUCAGUUCCAGGCCAUAUGUCUCCACCGGCGACUCAAAUGUUGCUCCUCCAUCUUCUCUCCCUGAUCUGAGCCGCUCCGAAGCUGAUCGAAUCUCGCUUUCCUGGAUCCCCAGCACGCCAUCAUGCACUAGCUUCGCGAUCCACCAUAAUUCCCGAUCAUUUUUGUUUCUGCCCGGUGCUUCAAUCAGAGAAAAGCAUACGGCAUUGCUGAAGUACCCUAAGGGCAGCUUCUCACGCAUCAGCCCCGUCAUAUCGAUGGCCAUCUUCACAAUCCUGGGAUCCCAACUGUUCUCAUGGUUUCUUCGAUGGAGCGACGAGAGUCCAAAAGAGCACAGCAAGAACAUCGAACAGCAUGGCAUUAGGGCACCACUCAUGGACUUCCGAGAUGAGUCGUGUCAUGGUUCGGUUGGAGAAUUUGAAGGAGGAUGAGGACAUUUUGGCGGGGGAGGAGGGAGAGGAUCGGGGCGGUGAGGGCGAGUCAGGUACAGGUGAGCCAGGGUGAGUCGGUGAUGCGGCGGGUGGGGCCGAGCUGGGGAAGCGAGGCGGGUGGCGGAUGGGGAUCCGGCGACAGACUUGGGACGACAAUCGGAAGAGGAGGGCCCGGGUCAGCGUGCAGGUGGGUGCAGCUCAGGCCCCUGGCUACGCCUCCUCCUUCAAAUUCACUUACCAGCCAACCAAAACAAUCACAGAUUCACAUCAUGUCUUGUUGCAUCGCGGCGGACCAGAUCAUACAUUAGUGAGCAGCCGAAGUAAUUGCAAUCGCCACCGCCCAUUUCGAUUUAUUGUACGAUGCUGUAUGCUUUUAUUAACUCGCCUGACCGGACAAGUUCGUGUUUUUCGCAUUCUACUCUUUGCCGUGUUCACGCGGCACGUCCCAAAAGUAUAGAUGUCCCCGGUUGUCUUUUAAAA